This is a messenger RNA of Eimeria mitis, 4110 nucleotides long. Its product is annotated as Polyphosphoinositide phosphatase, related. Gene Ontology annotation, molecular function: phosphatidylinositol-3,5-bisphosphate 5-phosphatase activity. NCBI's taxonomy places the organism in Eukaryota, Apicomplexa, Conoidasida, Eucoccidiorida, Eimeriidae. Gene Ontology annotation, cellular component: intracellular membrane-bounded organelle. Gene Ontology annotation, biological process: phosphatidylinositol dephosphorylation. The record is from RefSeq and is a predicted model, not a curated record.
AUGAAAAGGUACUUCGAACGCCAACAGCAACAACGGCAGCAGCAGCAGCAACAGCAACAGCAGCAGCAGCAGCAGCAGCAGCAACAGCAGCAGCAGCAACAGCAGCAGCAACAGCAGCCAAAGCAGAGGCAUGAACAUUGUUUUCACCGCCCUCCUACCUGGGAGCGGAUAGGCAGGAAGCUGAUGACAACAGAGGAAGCAAAAAGCUGCCUAAUCAACACGCUGCUGCUGCUGAGGGAGCAGCCGCAGCAGCAGAUUCGCUGCGCGGGACUCGUGGGCUUCUUGCCUCUCGUCUGUGGCUUUCACCUCGUAGCUGCUGCCGGCGCACAGCCCGCGGCGCGUUUGCUGCUGCACCACACGGUGUAUGCUGCUGACGGCUUGCUGCUGCUGCCGCUCUUCUUCGAGGCGGAAACUGUGCAGGAGGCAGCAGCUUUCUGCUGCAGCACAGCCCCCACUCUUGACUUGCUGCACGCUGUGCAGCAGCAAAAGCAGCAGCAGCACCAGAUGCAGCAGCAGCAGCAGCACCAACAGCAACUGCAGCAGCAGCAGCAACCUCAGCAGCAGCACCAGCUGCAGCAGCAGCAGAAGCACCAGCAGCAGCAGCUUCUGUUCCUGCAGCAGCUGCAAGAUCUUUGCCGGGGCCUUGUAGGUAUGUCGUUGGGCUCAGGACCAGCAGCAGCAGCAACAGCAGCAGCAGCAGCAGAAGACGCCAAGUAUAGAACCUCAGUUUUUGCGUAUCAUGCAGACAGAGGAUUUUACUUCUGUAGGACCCUCUGUAUCAACCUGCCCCUUCAACAGUUAGCUGCUAGGAGACCUGCUGCGCGUGCUGCUGCUGUCGCUGCUGCUGCUGCUGCUGCCGCUGCUGCUGCUGAGCCAGCAGCUACAGCAGAUAUAAGAACAGCAGCAGCAGCAGCUCGUGCUGCUACAGCCCGCGCAGCGUUGUUCCACGAGCUGUACCUCAGUUGCGAGGUGCCCCCAGCUGACGGCAGCUGUAAUCAGCAGCAGCAGGAGCAGCAGGAGCAGCAGCAGCAGCAGCAGCAGCAACAGCAGCAGCAGCAGCAGCAGCAGGGAUCUGGCAGCCGCUGGCGUUGGUCACCGUUACACCGGGAGGAGUGCCGGUUUCUGUGGAAUCGUGAGCUGCUCUCUUUGCUGCUGCAGCAGCAGCAGGCGGAUCUGAUAGCGGAGGGUUUCUUCUUGCUGCUGCUGCAUGGCUCGGUGCAGCAGCAAAUGCUGCACACACAGGGAGUGAUGCUGCAGCUGCUGACAAUCUCAAGACGGUCUGCUGCUUUCGCCGGGCCUCGCUACCGUAAGAGGGGACUCAACGACGCUGGCGAUGCAGCAAAUGAAGUGGAGGUGGAGUUCAUAUGUCAGGCAACGAUGCCUUCUCGCUCAGCCGCCGCCGCCGCCGCAGCAGCAGCAACAGCAGCAGCAACAGCAGCAGCAACAGCAGGAGAAGCAGCAGCAGACAGUGCUGCUGCGCUGUGGCGGAAAGUUUUGCUGCGGGGGGGAGGGGCCUUUGAGAGUGCUGUUGCUUCUCAUGUCCUCGCCAGAGGCAGCGCGCCGCUGCUGUGGUGUCAAGACACCACCGUCAUACCCUCAAGACCCAGAAUACAACGCAGGAUGACGGACGUGAACUGCAGCGCCAUAAGGAGACACAUGGCAGGUUUGCUGCAGCGGUAUGGGGCCCCUUUGCUGCUGCUGAAUCUGCUGCGCUGCAGCCCUCGCCUGGGGCCCCCUGCUGCAGCACAGCAGACAACUCCGCGUGCGGUUGCUGCUGCAGCAGCUAGGCUUGGGGGGCAGCGUCACCAGAAACAGCAGCAGCAGCAGGGGCAAGGCGGAGCAGCAGCAGCAAUAGAGGCAGCGCUUGCUGCUGCGGAGAAAGAUGAAGACAGCCACAGCGAAGAAGCAGCAGCAGCAGCAGCAGCAACUGUAGCAGAGCAGGAGGCCUGUCUUGGGGAGGAGUAUCGCAGGGCAGUUGCAGCUCUGAACGCAGAGCUUCCUGCUGCGCUGCAGCUGAGGUUUGCUGCUGUUGAUAUAGAAGCAGCAAGACGCACAAACCCCCUGGGGGCCUCCGCCUGGGUGCUGCGCGCCAUAGUCACCCUGACAGGCAGCAGCGGAGACGACCUCGCCCUUCAGUAUGGAGGGUUUACGGUGGUUGUGUGCGCACAGGGUCGGUGGCCCACAGGAAGAGGCUCGAGCCGCUGGCUUGGGCGGCGCAGCUGCCGCGGGGAUCGUCUCCAGAGGAAGAGGCUCGAGCCGCUGGCUUGGGCGGCGCAGCUGCCGCGGGGAUCGUCUCCAGAGGACGAUCCCCGUGCUGACCCCUGGAGCCUCUUUAGUACAGCUGCAAGCAGCAGCAGCAGCAGCAGCAGCAGCAGCAACAGCAGCAGCAGUUGCUUUUUUCAGUUGCCGUCGUCGCCUAUCGCGGCAUCUGCUGCAGCGGAUGAAGCUGCUCUUGCAGAAUAUCCUCGCAUUAGCAGCCGGAGCAGCAGCAGCAGCGGCAGCCUCAACAGCAGCAUCAGCAGCAGCAACAACAUGAGCAGCAGCAGCAGCAGCAGCAGCAGCAGCAAGUCUAGCGGCAUCAUAAGCAGCGCGUUGGCUGCCUUGCAGGGUGUAUCCUCAGCUCUGGCCAUGCAGUGGGCGGGGGGCCGCAGCAGCGGCGCCUCCUUGCUUCCGCUGCUGCCGGGCCUUUCUACUUCGCUGCAGCGCAGGUACAGCAACGUGCUCGAGGACGGCCACAAGCAGCAGGCGCUGAAUAUUUGGUUUUGUUUGUCUUCGCCGCUGCAGCGGCAAAAUAUAAGAACACCUAUAUGGAAGAUAGAGGAUAACAACGACCUGUAUAUACACCACAACACAACCGCAGCAGAGGAGACCGCCUGCCCUCUCCCCAGCAAGCCGCUUGACCCCGUUUUGCCAGCAGCACAACCAGAAGCAGCAGCGACAGAAACAACAACAACAGCAGCAGCAGCAGCAGCAGCAGCCAACUGCGCUCUCCCGGAUGCCCCUGCUGCUGCUGCUGGUGCUGAUCCUCCUGCUUCUGAUGAUGCUGCUGCUGCUGCUGCUUCAGACUCGCAGCUCAUGGCGGCAAGGAGUGAAUACUGUGAUGAAAGCAACAGCAGCAGAAAUGACAGCAGCAGCAGCAGCAGCAGCAGCAGCAGCAAGGCAUCUUCAGCGCAUGCAGGGCUGCAGCAGGGGCUGGAGGAGAGUGUCUCAAUGGGGAUGUCUUCUCUGGCGUUGCUGCUGCCGAGCCUCAUAGACAGCAAAACAGCAGCAGCACGAGCGCUGCAGUGCUGCUACGUGCUGCUGCUGCGGGAGGAGGAACAGAGGUGGACGUACACUGCACUGCAGCAGAUGCAGCAGCAGCAAGAGGAGGAAGAACGCAGAGGCAGCAGCCACCUAUCGAGGUGGCCCUCUGCACACUUGGUGCUACAGCAGCGCAGCAGCAGCAGCGCGCUGCAGCAGCGUCUGCUGCAGGCACACAGAGUACGGCGACUCACGAUGCAAGCAGCGGGCUCCACGGCCUCUGUAAGCCAGAAGCAGCAGCAGCAGCAGCAGCAGCAGCAGCCAGCAGCAGAUUGCUGCUACCAGCGCUGCUGCUCACCACUGGUAGCAGCUGCCGAGCCCAAGGCGCUGCUGCUGGUCCUACCGCAAGCAGCAGCAAAGGCGCCACAGGCGGGCUGUGCUGCAGCUAACAGCCAGGAGCAGCAGCAGCAGCAGCAGCAGCAGCAGCAGCAGCAACAGCAGCAGCUGCUGCUACGGAAGAGCGCAGCAGCAUUUAAAAGGAUUUUGCGAGAGCAGCUGAGGAGAAGCCUUGAGGUGUAUGUACAGCAGAGGCAGCUGCAGCACAAGAGCGCCCUGAAGGGUCUUCCUUAUGAACUGCAGCAGCAGCUGCAGCUCAGCAGCAGCAGGCGCAGCGGUGUAGACUGUCGCAUUGGAGCUGCGAACAGCAGCAGCAGCAGCAGCAGCUGCUGCUGGAGAGCAGCACUUGCUGCUGCUUCAGAUACCGUGCUGCAGCCCGUCGAGCUGCAUGCGCAGCAGCAGCAGAUACACCUCGCCAGACUGCAGCAGCAGCAGCACCAGCUGCAGAUGAGUUUGCUGCUGCCAGCCAUGUAG